Fusarium oxysporum Fo47 is the source of this 1332-nucleotide messenger RNA. RefSeq lists its product as uncharacterized. Bases 1 to 1332 code for a protein of 443 amino acids. The transcript has a single exon. NCBI's taxonomy places the organism in Eukaryota, Fungi, Ascomycota, Sordariomycetes, Hypocreales, Nectriaceae. The record is from RefSeq and is a predicted model, not a curated record.
AUGCGUCAAAUCAGAUAUGCCACAACGAUACCCCAGAUCUACAAUACAACCGUCAUCAUUGGAGCUUGUAGAGUGAUUACUCGCAAUGAUGAAGAGAGCGAAGACAGUGGCUUCGAUAUGGAUCAAUGUUGCUGGAAUGACGCCCGCAUGGACAUGAAACGUGUCGCCCAACUCGGUCAUCGUCAAACAUGGCUCAGUGCUAAGAGGGCUGAGGGAUUUAUCCAAACCUAUCCAAGCGAGAUGAUAGGCAGAAUACUUCUGUAUAUCCGCGAGGCUUGCGAAGAAGCAAAGCAGACACCUUUGCCCACCGAGAUCCUCAUUAUCCUCUACGGCUUCGGAAACCCUGCAAUCGGCUGUCAUAUGGAUUGCACCAAAGACUUCCUUGACCCUGAUGCAAUACUCACUCCUUCCAUGAUUCUUAACGAAUUGCCGCCAGACGGACAUGCAACUUUGGCCAUGCGCAUGUUUGCUCCCCGCCCCUGGGUAGAAAGCUACAGGUUGCACAGACACGAGCUUGAUAAAAUUAAGAUUGCUUAUCCAAAUGUCUACAAACAAGCCGCCGCGGAUGGAACAUUGGCGAAGCAGACUUUUACCGAAGAAGGCGUCUUGGAUUACCGGCGUUCCAAGAUCCACGAAAUCAAAUUCAAAUACCGUCACUACGAGCUUGCGCUCUGGCUUCGACAAGGCCCCAAAGACACAGAUGGUGCCACAAUAAUCGGCGACAGAAUGUUACAAUUCAUGGACCCAUAUCCCCAGGAGACAGGGCUGCAGCAAAUGAGCCGGGAAGCCUUGUUGGCAACGGUGGUGAACUUUCGGCUGGCAAUGGCGGUCUUGACGGAUAACAUGGUUGCCCACUUCAAGCUCAAACGUCCUCUGGACCAGACUUGCCUUGAGUGGGAUAUGCCUCGGUGGCUCGAACGCCAGUCUAACCUCACACGCUCGAACGAAUUUUACAACCUGUUCAAGACAGAGGAGGAUAUCGAGACCGAGGCUGGAUUGUUGUGGAGUGGGUACACACGAUUCCGCCUUUAUCUACGUGCAGCUCACUAUGAGACAUACGUAGCUGAAGAGAUUAUAAAUACGCCAAGAGACAUCUCAAACGUCUUAGUUGAUAUCGAACGUGUUUUUGAUUACAUAUUGGACAGGGUCGAGAAAUCGGCCAGUGUCUGCAAGAAGACUGUUGACGAAGCGAAACAGGAGUACGGAGAUGAAGUACUGAGCCGAAGUAUGCCUCGAGAACGUUUCGAGAGCUUGCAAAAUAUGAUUCAACAGCUGUACGACGUGGUCUAUGAUGGAUAUGCAGUGGUCGAACCCGAGGGUAACUCGCGGUAG